AUGAAUUCAGUAACUUAUUGGAUUCCGAAGCGUUCAAUUUGCUUCUCUUGUCUCUCCAGUGCGAUAUGGAAGUAAUCAAAGUGCUAACUACUGUGUUUUUUGCUUUGGUGGUUCUAGGGGUUGGAAAUAUCGAAGCAAAUCUACCAAAUGGAGAUGAUUUUUAUACAGCCGGGGUGUUGGAGUAUAGUUACUUGGUUUCCAACAAAUCGAUGAUGGAAUCCGUAGAGUUGAAUGUUAAUGAGUAUGUGCGCUUCAUAGAACUCGCUAAAAGAAAAAAUGUUGAUGUCUUGGUGUUUCCUGAAGCAACACUCAAUCAUGACUUUAUCGAAACCCGAGAGCAGUUAAGUGAUUAUGCGGUAGUUACUCCAGAUCCCAAGCUGAAGAUUGCCCCAUACGAGCAUGAAAAUGAUUAUUCUUCCAUUUUAGUGAAACUCUCCAAGGCCGCUAAGGACAAUCAGAUUUAUGUUCUGGUCAAUCUGAUUGAGAAGAUGCUGUGUACAUCGGAAUCUGAUGCUUGUAAACCACCACAUAAUGUCCAUAACGAUGGUUAUUGUCUUUACAAUACUAACGUAGUUUUCGAUAGAAAAGGACGUUUAAUAUCCAGAUAUCGUAAAGUGAACCUUUACAUUGAGCCUCGUUUGGAUGAGCCAUCGGAGCAACCAUUACCUAUCUUCGAAACAGAUUUUGGUGUCAAAUUCGGACAUUUUAUUUGUUUCGAUGUUAUGUUUAAAUACCCUUCGAGAAUAUUAGUUCAGCAAGAAAAUAUCACCAACAUUCUUUAUCCAACAUACUGGUAUGCUGGCCUUCCUUUCUUCAUAGCAGAAACCAUACAUCAGGGAUGGGCCUACAGCAACAAUGUAAACUUCAUGGUCUCGGGUGCGAAUGUCCUUCACUUCGGAACAUCUGGUGCAGGAAUCUACUUUGGCCACAAACGAAUCCAAGCAAUAGAAACGAAGCCAGAUCCAGUAAGAAAAUUGUAUACUGCAAAGGUACCUAAAAAUAUUAGAGCAGAUGUCAAAUUUGAAGAACCUCAGAUCAGAGAGGAAAGCUCAGCGGCAGAUCUUCUCAGAUUGUACGUAAGUGAAAAUUGGGUAUCUGAAUAUCCCAUUUUCUUUCCUUUGAAAGAGCCACAGGAAACUGUAUGCGUCAAUGACAAUAAAUUAUGUUGCACGGUUGAGGUUAAGAAAAAGGACCUUAAAGUUCCUGACGGAGCGGUGUCUUAUAAAUAUGCACUAAGCCUGAAUUACACCACGAAGCUCUAUAUAGAAAGACGAAAUAUGGGAGAAAUAACAUGUGCCAUUGUAGCAUGCACUGGAGAAGCCAUGGAUACCUGCGGAAGAAGAUUUCACACCGAAAAUGUAGCUCCAGGAAUAGAGUUUGAACAUAUCAAAAUUACAGCCAAAAUCCGCUCGGAUAAAUUUGAAGAUGUGAUGAUCCAACCAAAUACUGUGACCACAGGACUUUUACCAUUUGAUGUUUCCAAUUAUACUCUUACUGAAACUGAUGUCUUCCCUGACCAAAGUUACAACUAUAAAAAUUUCACCAUUGAAUCGACGACAACAGUGUCCGAGUUUUUAGUUUUUGGAAUGUUUGGACGAGAUUUUAGCAUGGACCACGACAAAAUGGAGGAUAUUGCCCGUUUUCAUGAGAAAUCAAAACGUAACAAAAACUCAGUUUGAAAUUAUUACGACCGAUCUCUAUUAUACAAUAAAG
Hermetia illucens (black soldier fly) is the source of this 1713-nucleotide messenger RNA. Its product is annotated as vanin-like protein 1. The record is from RefSeq and is a predicted model, not a curated record. NCBI's taxonomy places the organism in Eukaryota, Metazoa, Arthropoda, Insecta, Diptera, Stratiomyidae. Bases 66 to 1679 code for a protein of 537 amino acids. The transcript is spliced from 6 exons.